CAGUCCCCUACAACUGUCAUGCUGACGCCACCGAAACGAGGCUGUUUAAUAAUAAAAGACUAAGAAGUGGCAAGUCUAGCUGUUGUUUUUGUUCAAGGAAAAGCACCUGGAUUGGUUUGAAAUAUGGGACAAAAUCAAUCAGGACCAGGCAAUAGGGACAAGAAGAAAGACGACAAGGACAAGAAGAAAAAGUAUGAACCUCCUAUCCCUACAAGAGUUGGAAAAAAGGCGAAAAAACAUAGAGGACCAGAUGCUUCCAAUAAACUUCCACAAGUAACACCACACAGAAACUGUCGCCUAAAGUUGUUGAAAAUGGAAAGGAUCAAGGAUUACUUACUAAUGGAAGAAGAAUUUAUACAAAAUCAAGAACGAUUAAAACCACAGGAAGAAAAACACGAGGAAGAAAGAAGCAAAGUUGACGAUCUUCGAGGCACACCUAUGUCUGUUGGUUCGCUGGAAGAAAUAAUAGACGACAAUCAUGCCAUCGUUUCAACGUCUGUCGGCUCCGAACAUUACGUCAGUAUUUUAUCGUUUGUAGACAAAGACUUGUUGGAGCCUGGGUGUUCAGUGCUUCUCAAUCACAAGGUGCACGCAGUUGUUGGGGUUUUGGGCGACGACACGGAUCCAAUGGUCAGUGUAAUGAAACUAGACAAAGCACCACAAGAAUCGUACGCUGAUAUAGGAGGCUUGGACAAACAAAUACAGGAAAUAAAAGAAUCUGUGGAACUCCCGUUAACACAUCCAGAAUUAUACGAAGAAAUGGGAAUCAAACCUCCGAAAGGAGUAAUUUUAUACGGAGCGCCUGGAACUGGAAAGACUCUGCUCGCAAAAGCUGUAGCAAAUCAAACGUCAGCUACAUUUCUACGUGUUGUUGGCUCAGAACUUAUACAAAAAUAUUUAGGUGAUGGUCCAAAGUUGGUCCGUGAAUUAUUUCGUGUAGCAGAAGAACAAGCACCGUCUAUAGUGUUUAUUGAUGAAAUCGAUGCAGUUGGAACUAAAAGAUACGAAUCAAACUCUGGCGGAGAGCGUGAAAUUCAACGAACUAUGUUAGAACUUUUAAAUCAACUGGACGGUUUCGAUUCGAGGGGAGAUGUAAAAGUUAUAAUGGCAACAAAUAGAAUUGACUCUCUCGACCCUGCGUUAAUUCGGCCUGGUCGUAUCGAUCGUAAAAUCGAAUUUCCUCUACCUGAUCAGAAAACUAAACGACGUAUAUUUAACAUUCAUACCGACCGCAUGACGUUAGCUGAUGACGUCGAUUUAGAAGAAUAUAUCCUCGCCAAAGACGAUCUGUCGGGUGCCGACAUUAAGGCAAUAUGUACGGAAGCCGGUUUGUUGGCCUUGCGUGAACGUCGAAUGAAAGUGACGAAUGAAGAUUUUAAGAAAGCUAAGGAGAAUGUGUUAUACCGAAAACAAGAAGGAACUCCUGAAGGGUUAUAUCUGUAAAGAUUAAAAUUACUAUUGAGUAGAAAUCGAUGAAUAUUGUCUACAACAACAUGUGUCAAUAUUAACUAUGAUGUCCUGUUUGGAAGAUAUUUUAAAUAUUUUUUAAGAAUAUCGUAUAUUCAAAUCCACUAGA
Molecule: messenger RNA, 1576 nt
Organism: Hydractinia symbiolongicarpus
Lineage: Eukaryota; Metazoa; Cnidaria; Hydrozoa; Anthoathecata; Hydractiniidae
Product: 26S proteasome regulatory subunit 4
Exons: 13
Coding region: 124-1443 (439 amino acids)
Biological process (GO): proteasome-mediated ubiquitin-dependent protein catabolic process
Cellular component (GO): proteasome regulatory particle, base subcomplex
Molecular function (GO): proteasome-activating activity; ATP hydrolysis activity; ATP binding
Source: RefSeq, a predicted model, not a curated record